This is a messenger RNA of Diaporthe amygdali, 2460 nucleotides long. RefSeq names its product pentatricopeptide repeat domain-containing protein. NCBI's taxonomy places the organism in Eukaryota, Fungi, Ascomycota, Sordariomycetes, Diaporthales, Diaporthaceae. Bases 1 to 2460 code for a protein of 819 amino acids. The transcript has 2 exons. Gene Ontology annotation, molecular function: protein binding. The record is from RefSeq and is a predicted model, not a curated record.
AUGCGCUCGAGUUUGACGCGCAAUGUGUACCAACGAAUGCUGGCCUGUCAUGGCCUGCCUUCUGCGCCAGCAUCGGUGAUCCCGAGCUCCUCCUCUCGCCCAACAAUAUGCCCUCAUCGUACGGUCGGCGGGCACCCGUCGCGCCGGACGUUCAUGAAAAUGAACCUCUUCAAGAAGCCCCCAAGAGAAGUCAAAGACAGCGUAUUCGAACCAGGUUUCGGUACUUUCGUCGAGUUUCGAGCUAGAUCCGUGGAAAACGUCCAACUUCCUUCCCGAGAAGAGCUGAUCGACGCAUUUCGAACCUUUUUUGACUACAAGGUGUCACGCAAAAAACCUCUCAACUCGACACAGGCUUUCUGCGCAAGACUGCUUGUCACGCAUCUGCAGGACACAACCAUUGGGCCCAGCCUGGCAAAGGAGGAUCUUCAAAAAGCCUUAUUCGCUGUUGCCCUGCCACCGGAGCGUGGCUCCUCGAAAGAGCACAUACAGUUUGCGACGCAAAUCUACCACGAAUUGAAUGUGAUCAAAUACUCCGGGCGACCAACCAACGAGAAAGACAGGUUCGAGAAACUGAAUUCGGACGACCUAGAACGCUAUAUAGUUGUACUGAUACGACAGAACGCUACGAAGACGGCAAUGGAUACUCUAUUGAGUUUCCAGGAUCUAUAUCCGCUCUUCGACCCCAAAAGAGUGAACCAACUAAAUGUGCUUCGCUACCUUGUUCUCAAAGGUCUUGCCAAAGAGGGCGACGAGGCGAAAUUGCGGGAAUUCGCGGACGAGCUUCUCGAGUCCGGCUAUGGCUACUCCCCCGACUUUCAUGCAACAAUGUCAUCUUUCUACGGUGGUAUCGAUACGAACGGUGAAGGCGACCUCCGAACUUGGUUCGAAAAGCCUAUUCAUGACAACAUGAGGCCCAGGCCCGAUGCCUAUAUGGCGCUGAUUAAAUUUUCGACCCGCACGAAAAGUGAACCGGAUUGGUUAAAGAAAGCUCUGCAAGAGCUUUGCGACUCUAACCCACCCAAGGCAUGGUGGGAUGUGAUCCUGACAUGGGCUGUCUACCAGGGCAGGGAUAUUGACCACAUAAGGCGCAUGAUCGAUGUCAUGGUCCAAUCCAACGAGCAGGAUGAGUCAGUCCGGCCAGACGCUCGCACCAUCAACGGUCUACUCACAGCAGCAAUCGAGCACGACAACCCUCUGUUUGCUGAGCGGAUCAAUAGUCUGGCUCUCGAGCUAGGACUGAGGCCGAACGCAAUCACCUACUCUCUGCUCUUGGAGGCACGAACAGCGGGCGAGGAUGCUGUCGGCGCAGCAUCGGCUUUUGAUGACCUGAUUCAUUGCACGCCUUUGAUCGGCCAUUCCAUCAAGAUAAUUAAUCAGUAUAUCAGACAACUAUGCUCUGCUAGUCCCCUGGACUAUAACCAAGUCCUCAACGUUUUGAGCCACGUCGAGAGACGGGAGGUAGAAUUGGAGCCCGACACCGUUGUUGGGCUAUGCUUGAUGUUCCUCAAGAACGACAAGGCUCACGAAGUGAUUGACACGCUCAGUCUUCACGUGAAGCAAUUCAGUAUGGAUGACCGGAAGGUUAUACUGAAUAGUCUGCUCAAGUAUUGUCUGGACCGCAGCGUAAGCACAGCGCGUGCAUGGGACUGCUACUCUCUGUUACGGCAAUUCUUCCCGGAGACGAGCCGAGAAGAGAGGAUAUCCCUCAUGGAGAGCUUUUUCGACCGCAAGCGUGCCGACAUGGCCUGUUACAUUUUUGGACACAUGCGCGCACACGCCAACGACGCUAUGCGGCCCGACCUUAACACCUACGUGACCUGCCUGGAGGGGCUGGGGGCUUGCCCGGACGCGGAGAGCGUGCAGAUGAUUCACAACAUGUUCAAAAUGGACACAAAAAUACAGCCGACGACGAGGCUCUAUAACGCGUUCAUGAUCGCAUACACCGCCUGUGAUGACCCUUCACAGGCAUUCGACUUCUGGCGGCAGAUCUCCAUGUCCACAGAAGGCCCGAGUUACCACAGCAUGAACAUAGUCUUCCGGGUAUGCCAGGUUCUGCCGUACGGCGAUGAGAAGGCCAAGAUCAUAUGGGAGAAGAUGCACAGGAUGGAGAUCGACAUUCCCAUCUAUGUCUAUUGCUCUUAUAUCGUCAUGAAUGCCGGCCAGGGACAUCUGGAUGAGGUCAAGGCGUUGUUGUCUGGCAUGAGGGCUGCCUGCGGCAAAGAGCCGGACUGGUACACGGUUGCCGAAAUCUUCAACGCCUUUCCAAAUGCAGAGCUGCAAAAACAGUAUCGCGAAUGGAUUGCGCAUGAGUUUCCUGAGAUUGGGAGACCAUUAUCCAAGACCACCAAGUUGAUAAAGACCAUCCGUGGCACGGACCGAGUACCACUUCAGGUGAGGAAAUUACGCGCAGCACAACGCAGCACCAGCACGCCUGAGGGCAUACCAAAAGGUGAACCAUGA